UCACCAUCACCAUUUCCAUAACAUCACUUCCUCCACAACUUCAUACCCACUUCUCAAAAUCUGUUCUUUAGCCCUUCUGAAUUUUCACUUCUCAAUCUCCUUUUGAAUUUUUGCGCUUUUGGGCUCACCAGAAAAUCAAGAAAAUGGCGGAAGAAACCAAGAAACCAGCCUCUGAGACUACGCCGGAGACAACCCAAGAGGUUGUCGUGUCUGAUGUCCCCGUGCCGGAGAAGGAAACUGCCACCCCUCAACCUGAACCAGUACCUGUCCCUGAGACGCCGGAGAAAUCUGCUGCUCCGGUGCCGGAGGAAAGUACUGAAGCUGAAACUGAUAAGGAAAAAGAUGCUGUUGCUGAAUCUGCUUCGUUUAAGGAAGAGAGUAACAAAGUUGAAGAGCUCCCAAAUCCUGAACAAAAGGCUUUAGCGGAGUUCAAACUGUUGGUUCAAGAGGCUCUGAACAAACAUGAAUUCACUGCUCCGCCGCCACCCCCGCCGGCCAAGGAGGAGGAGAAGAAACCAGAUGCUGAAACAGCUGAACCUGCCGCUGCCGCUGCCCCAGAGGAGGAGGAGAAAAAGGAAGAACCUGCUGUCGCUGCUGCUGAAACUACAGCCGCCGCUGAUGUACCGGCUGAGACCCCGGCGAUAGCGGAGCCAGUGAAGGAAGAGGAGAAAAAAGAAACUCCACCACCAGCUCCAACGGCGGUGGUGGAAGAGAAGAAAGAAACUCCACCACCAACUCCGCCGGCGGUGGAAGAGAAGAAAGAGGAGGAGAAAGCAAUUCCACCACCAGCAGCACCGGCGACCGCAGAGCCAUCGGAGAAAGUGACCGAAAAGGUUGCAGCAGUGGUGGAAGAUGACGGUGCUAAAACCGUGGAGGAAAUCAAGGAGACAAUAGUCGAAGUCACAGCCGCCGCUGCACCACCAGCACCGGCGGAGGAACCAGCAGUUUCAGCAGCCGCAGAAGAGGAGAAACUAACAGAAGAACCAAAAGAAGAAAUCCCACCAGAAGAAGUAUCCAUCUGGGGAAUUCCCUUAUUGGCUGACGAGAGGAGUGACGUCAUCCUCCUCAAGUUCCUCAGAGCCAGAGAUUUUAAGGUGAAGGAAGCUUUUGCCAUGUUAAAAAGUGUCGUGGCAUGGCGCAAAGAGUUCAAAAUUGAUGAACUUUUGGAAGAGGAUCUGUCUGGAUUAGGACUGGAAAAAGUUGUGUACAAUCAUGGUGUUGACAAAGAAGGACAUCCUGUUUGUUACAAUGCAUUUGGGGCAUUUCAGGACAAUGAAUUGUACCAAAAUACUUUUGCUGAUAAGGAGAAGAUGAACAAGUUCCUCAGAUGGAGAAUUCAGUUCAUGGAAAAAUCUAUUAGGAACCUUGACUUUAGCCCUGAUGGCAUAUGCACUUUUGUUCAGGUUAUUGAUCUCAAGAAUUCACCUGGACUUUACUUUUUCAAGAAAGAGCUUCGACAGGCUACCAACCGUGCCCUUCAAUUACUCCAGGACAAUUACCCUGAAUUUGUUGCCAAGCAGGUGUUUAUCAAUGUGCCAUGGUGGUAUCCAGCUUACUACAGGAUGAUUAAUGCACUUUUCACUACAAGGACCAAGAGCAAGUUUGUCUUUGCUGGCCCUUCAAGAUCUGCAGAGACUCUCUUCAAAUACAUUGUCCCUGAACAAGUGCCAGCUCAAUAUGGUGGACUUAGUAGGGAGGGUGAACAGGAAUUCACUAUUGCUGAGGCUGCAACUGAGGAUACCAUUAAGCCUACUUCCAAACACACUAUUGAAUUCCCAGUUACUGAGAAGACUAGUUUGGUGUGGGAAGCUAGAGUAAUAGGGUGGGAUGUAUCCUAUGGAGCAGAAUUUGUGCCCAGUGCUGAAGGUGGAUACACAAUCAUUGUGGAGAAAUCAAGAAAGGUUGCAGCAGCAGAUGAAACAGUGAUUACCAACACCUAUACAACAGUAGAAGCAGGCAAGAUUGUGCUUACAUUUGACAACCAAACAUCUAAGAGGAAGAAGCUUGUCUACAGGUCCAAGACCAAACCCUCUGAUUGAAGACAAACAUAUAAAAACUGCAUUGGAAAAUGAAGAGGGUUCUUUUGUUCUUUCAUAGUUAUUUAUUUUAAAUUCAUUUUCUCAUGUUGAUAUAAAAAUUUAAUUUUGAGUGUGUGGAGAUAUUUAUUUAAUAUUUGUUGGGAUUUUUUAUGGAAUAUUUUGGUUUGGAUUGUUUUCUGCUAUAUAUGUGGAGGAAACAACUAGGUGGUUUUUGCAAAUGGAUGAUGAGGAAAACAAUGUGGAAAUUUAUACAGACUGUUGGUUGUAAUAUUUGUUGGUUGGAAUGUGGACAGAAAAACUUUGGUUACUAGCUGUUUAUACAUUCCUGUAAAAUUUGUGUA
Messenger RNA from Nicotiana attenuata, 2380 nucleotides. RefSeq names its product patellin-3-like. The coding region runs from base 144 to 2039 and encodes 631 amino acids. NCBI's taxonomy places the organism in Eukaryota, Viridiplantae, Streptophyta, Magnoliopsida, Solanales, Solanaceae. The transcript has 4 exons. The record is from RefSeq and is a predicted model, not a curated record. Gene Ontology annotation, molecular function: lipid binding.